GAAUCAGAGCUGAGGAAUAUUUCAUGCAUGCUUUCCCAAAUCAAGCAUGUCCUGUGCUUGUUCAUGUAUUUAUGCACAUGGCAGAAAUAAAACACUUUAUCAUAUGUAUGUUCAACACUUAGUUACAGAUUCUGAAAGGUGAAACUGGAAGACAGAAAGGAAUGACUCACUUCUUUUUUAAGUUUGAUGAAUACUUUCUACAGCAUUAGUCUUCUAUGAAGAGACAGUCACAGUAGUGCCAAAAAGUAGGCUUAAGUUUGUCAACAGUUUUUGCUGAUGAUUGAUUCAAUUUUUUUCUUUUCCUUUUCGCCUCUCAUUUGAAUCAUCCUCAUCAAACUUGCAAUGGACUGCAAUUCAAAUUCUGGGCAAAUCACAGGCUUAGUGGGUUUAGCCUUCUCAGCCUCCAUGGGAAUUCUCAUGAUUGUACUUGCAUGUGCAAUCCCUGGUUUUGGACAAGUAUGGUGGCCCAUGUUUGUCCUGGUGUUCUACAUCCUUUGUCCAGUCCCAAUGUUGAUCAGCAAGCGAUUAGCCACGUCAGACAACAUGGACGCUACUAGUAGUGCUCUGCAAGAGCUUUGUAUCUUCUUAACCUCCGGCAUAGUGCUGUCAGCGUAUGGCUUACCGAUGGUUCUAAUGCAUGUUGGAACGUUAACAUACCAAGCCCUUCUCCUUGUGCUGUUUGGAAACACGUGGAGCUUUAUCACAAUCCUCAUCUUCUUCAGAAUAUUCCGACAAGACGACGAUUUUGAGUUCCAGGCUUGGUGAAAUAGAUGGUUCACUAAUUAUAAGACAAGAAGUCAUUAAUAUAGAUCCAUGGGCAUUCGUUGACUGUAGGUAGGAAAGGAUUUUGUGUUCGGCGUCCCCAGGCCCCGAAGCUAAACCUGAAAAGCCAUAUACUGUAUUCUCUUUAACAACAUGAAAAACUGUGUGUGUAUGUUAACAUGAAGCAAGCUUUUAGUCUAUUCUAUGAUUUGGGGUACAAUUCUGCCCUCUGUUUAUAUCAUGAAAAAACUAUUUCUUAUUUCCAAACAGAUUGGCAUAAAUAGGAAAUGUACAAAGUACAAACAUGUUAUAUAUUAUGAUGCAAGUAUAAAGCCAAGAGUAGAAAACAGCCUGGAUUAGUGGAAUUAAUGAGGAAGGACUAAACAAAAAUUAAAAAUAAGGUGUAAAGGCACAAUAUUUGAUGUAAAUUUCGUCAACUUACAUUUCGCAGAUUGGAUGGAAAUUCUUCGGAAGUCACCAAUAUUUUGAUAAUUUGUAAUAUCAUUGUAUGACAUACCUCAUUUAGGGUUAACUUGCCAGAGAAUACUAAUCUCAUUGGAGUUGAUAUGAAGUAUAAUGUGCCAAAUGUCAACUCAUUAGGACUCAAGCAUGUUUAGGAAGAGCUUUAGUAUGAUCAAUGCUUUUUCGUAUUGAAGGCAUUUACAUGUAUCUAAAAUACAAAACGGAUCAUUUACAUAUAUAACCACCAGCAUACUAAGACUAUUAUUCUACUCUUCAGAGCACUUGUUCAAUGUCAAAUUAUGCACUAAAUACUAACAAAUGUGUGUAUAUUGCAUUUUUUACUUUCAAGAAUUAAAAUUGGUUUUAUUUCAUUCUUGCAGCUUUAAAGGCUGAACUAUUUUGUUUCUAUCAAUCAAAUUUGAUUAUUCAUAUUUGGGUGGACUCUUAGCAUGGCUUCUAUUUUUGUGUAUUGAAUAAUCUUUACAAAUUCUGUUGUUGUGUACCGUAGUCUGUAAAGCAAACUCAAUCAGUCUGCAUACCAGAUUAUGCUGUACGUUUACAAACCCAAGGCUAUGUUACGAUACAAUACAGUUGACUUUGUAAGGUAUUUAAAACAAAAUUAACCUUUUGGUAGAAAUCAUUGAUUUCUCCAAUCUAUGGCAUAUAUCUUCACUCUUUGCACAUGAUUGGCAUUUGUAUUUCACCUAACCCAGCAGAUCAAGAUUCUAGACUGAUUCCUUUCUUAGUAUCAAGUUAUGAAAUGUUGACAAUAACCAAUCAAUUACAGGUUUUACGCUACAAGUCCUUUUGCAUGGGAUAUCUUUUUCCAAAUGGUAUUUUUCCAAUAUCUAAAAUAUUGAUUGUUGACAAACAGGAUGCCUUAACUAUAAAAAAAAAUUGAGAAAGUGAUGUCUGCAUUCUACCAAAUCUUUUGAGAUGUGAUGUGAAAGUUUGCAUCUUCCUUUACAGGCAAUAGGAAGCUGGAUUUAGUUAAGACUUUAUGGUAUUCAGAAUCUGUGGGUUUAUUGAUUAUAUCUGUACCUUAAUCUCAAAUUAGAAAAAAAUGUGAGUUACGUCCUGUUUUGACAUCAAUCAAUAAUGAAUACAGUGGUGGUGAACCACUUUCCAAGGGCACAUAUACGUAUACUGCAAAGUGUAACAACUCAACUUUACUGUUAAAACAGUUUUAUGUUAUUUCAUUUUAAAAAUAAUUUUAGAAGGAUUAGCAUUGUCUGCUGCCACAACUUUUAGAUAUGAACUGUGUUAAAUUGUUGAUUAGCUGUUAAUUUCAAAUUGGCAUGGCAUGUUAUUUAUGCAUUAUUGUACAGAGUGUAUAUUCAUAUAUUAAAGUGUAAAUUGUUUUCAUAAUUUUCAUAGUGACCCUAUAAUCAGGGAGUUAUGAUACAGGAUUAGAGAAGAAGACAAACAUGCUGAUAAGUUAUAUAUGUAUUUAUAAAGUAAACUAAAUAUUGCAAUCUCGUUACUUUCUUAUGAUUUUUCUGUUGAAUAAAGAUGUAUAUUUGUCACUGAAAUCUUAUAUAGAUCUGAGGCAAGAAAGGUUGAAUUAUAAUUUUCAAAAUUGAGUGUUGCACAGAGAGUGCAGAUUUCAUACACUGAAUACAUUAUAUAUAUUGUGAAUGACUCAAAUUAUGAAUGCCCACAUUUGUCACAGGGUGCACACAUUUGUAACACAGUGUAAACAAAAACCAUUCUCAUUGUUUAGAGGUAACAGCUCCACUGAGCUUACUAUUUGCAUGGACCUACUACUAUUUGUUAACAUUAGCAUUGUAAUUCAUAUUCUGGAUAUAUCAACUUUGCUAAAGAAAAUAAUCAAGAAUUCCAGAUUUUCAUAAAUUCCUGAAUGUACACUCCCUCCCAGCUGCUUAUAAUUGCCCAGAAACUUAUCAGACAAAAUGUACUUGUAUUCAUUAUGGAUGUACAUGUACAUGUAGUUCAACUGGUUUCUGUACUUAUUCUGAAUCCUUCUGAUUAAUGGAAGCAUUUACCAUAAUUUCUUUCAUGUGAGGUGAGGUGAAUGGGUACCUGGCAGGAAUUUACUCCUUGAAAUGCGUGUGCGCUGUAAUCUUAGUAAUUACGGCUGCCAAGCUACAGCUGGGGUAAUAAUUUCCAAGUCCUUUGGAAGCGCAUAGAGACAUUAUUCAUAAUCGUGAUAUGCGCUAUACAAGAACUGUUUAUUAUUAUUAUUAUUAUUAGUAUGUCAUGUUCAUACUUGUUAAUAUGAAAUGAUAAAACUGGGUAAUUGAAUAACCCAGACAAGCAGUAAUAUAAAAUUCUAUGUCUUACUGACACUUAAUAUUUAUUCCCUGUGUCUUGAAAUUGAAUGGGAAGAAAGACCAGUGGUGGUUGCCUAAUACUAUGAUAUGUUAUACUAUUAAAAAGGCUUGUAUUAAUCUAGGGAAUAAUCAUACUACUCUCUUACUAGACUACCUGCCCUUUAUCAUAUCUAUUACUCAAGAAAUCGAUACUGAGUAAUACUCAGUUUUAUUCCUAAUUUUGGAAUAUAGGUAAUGUUAUUGCUUUUCAGAUGCAAAUUUCUUGUAAUGUACAUGCAUGGUAUUUUGUUGGAACAUGGCAGUAUUUCAACUUAAUGUUUAAGUUGAAGCAUAGUCCUAGCCCCAUUUUACAUACAUGUACAAGCAGUAAAAUUAUUGCCAAAAAGGUAGAAAUGCAUGUUUUUCACUUUAAUAGCAGUUUUAUCAAGAUUUUAUUUUCAUCAGUAAAAUAUUAAACAUAAGGUAAAAACAAGUUUUUGAAACUCUUGUCUACCAAUGGUCUGAGCGUUUAUGAGUUAAAAUCUUUUGAAAUACCAAACUUGUGUUUAGGAAUACCUCAAAAGGAACAUUGUUAUAUUUAAAGCUACAUAUAAAUUUUUUGAUUUCUUAUUAAUAUAAAAAGUGAGUGAUAUUUUUUGUUAAAAACCUUUUCAUUUGUAUAUGACCUACCUAAAAUAUGUAUACAUAUGUAACAUUUAUAUAUGUAACAUUGCAAUUUUUUAGGUUGACAUGAACAAAUUAUGGAUUUGAUUGAAUUGUUUUAUUUAUUUUUUGGAAAUUCAAUACCCAGUAUUGUGCACUUGUAAAUAGUUUAAUAUCAUCUACAACUUUGUAUAGAAUAAGAAAUGAUAACUGUAAAAACAGAUUAUUGAUGUCAAGUAUGAUUCAUGUAUGUUUCAUGUUUGUGGUUCUGUGUCAGAUAGGUGUUGAUUAAAUUUGUGGUAGAUUUAUAUAACAA
This is a messenger RNA of Lytechinus pictus (painted urchin), 4476 nucleotides long. RefSeq names its product leptin receptor gene-related protein-like. Gene Ontology annotation, cellular component: endosome. Gene Ontology annotation, biological process: late endosome to vacuole transport via multivesicular body sorting pathway. Lineage: Eukaryota; Metazoa; Echinodermata; Echinoidea; Temnopleuroida; Toxopneustidae. The record is from RefSeq and is a predicted model, not a curated record. Bases 343 to 765 code for a protein of 140 amino acids. The transcript is spliced from 6 exons.